Molecule: messenger RNA, 3263 nt
Organism: Chiloscyllium plagiosum (whitespotted bambooshark)
Lineage: Eukaryota; Metazoa; Chordata; Chondrichthyes; Orectolobiformes; Hemiscylliidae
Gene: loxl1
Product: lysyl oxidase-like 1
Biological process (GO): collagen fibril organization; peptidyl-lysine oxidation
Molecular function (GO): protein-lysine 6-oxidase activity; copper ion binding
Source: RefSeq, a predicted model, not a curated record
AGUUAAUUAUAUUGACAUUUAGUAAGGAUAACAAUAAAAUAAAACAGUAAACCAGCCAAUACUGGUGCAAGUCAUAGAAUCAUACAGCAUGGGAACAGGGUGUUCAGCCCAACUUGAGAGGGAUUCCAAAACUCAACUCAUCCCAUUUGCCUGCGUUUAAGCCGAUAUCCCUCUAAACCUUUCCUAUUACACGUUGGGAACCUCUGCUUGCACCUCUUGCAAAUUUCAAAAUGAACCCCCAAUUCCAAAAAUCUCCCUUUCGACGUUAAUGUAUUUUUUUUUCCCCUCCUGAUCCUCAAACCUCCUGCAAACGAAAAAAAAAACCCAAAGCGAAACCUCUCUCUGAAGCGUGAAGAGACUUUCCAGUGCCAUUUCAACUCGGGAAUGCUAACUUUGAGCAUGGAUAGGGAGGGGCGACCAAUGCUGUGAGGGCUGACCCGUUUUGUUGCCCGGAGGGGGAUAGAAAAUUGUAGGGGAGAUCUCUGAACUUCAUUUUCUGUUUGGAAAUCCACUGGCGGUGGAGAUUUUAAGGGAAUGCAAGAGAGAGGGAAAAAAACAUGCAAGUAAUCGGUUGACCCAGCGGUGAACAGAGAGAGAGAGAGAAGUGAAAAAAAAAGGCGGUGCAAAGUGUCGCAGAAGAAACGUUGGGAAUAUUUGAAGAGUUCUCUCUCUCUCUCUCAUCUUUCACCAUCACUCUGUCCCAACAUGUCCAGUCUGGGGCUUUGCAUACACAGAGGAGAGCAGCGCUAGAGAGAGAAAGAGAGAGAGAGAGGCAGCACAUUUGUGAAGUUUUCCAGGCGAGUGGAGAGGGUUGGUGCACAACACGAGAUGCAAGGGGCCAGGGAGAGGCGGGUGCUGCUGCUCCUGACCUGCUGGUCAGUUUCCUCGUUAAUUUCCCUGCGCUUUCAGCCGGGCUCAGCGCAGCGGCCAGACGACAACUGGACGCAGAUGAUCCGCUGGGAGAACAACGGCCGAGUCUACAGCCUCCUGCACAGCGGCUCCGAGUACCUGCCCGCCGGGCAUCACCCAGCCCGGAGCAGCCCCAGGGUCUGGCUCGGAGGUGCCAGCGCCCGGCACCCGCCCAGGAGGCAGCUGCAACGCCCCGCGGCCAAUCACGGGCGCCGCCAGGCUCCGGCGCAGACGGGCCGAGUGGCCUCGGAGACGGUGAGGGGUCAGACCAGGCACCCUUUCGGUUUCGGGCAAGUGCCGGACAACUGGAGGCAAGGCCAAUUCGGGGACCCCAGCAACACCCACCGGUACGUGCCACCCACCGUGAGGCAGGAGACCAGGUCCAGGCAGCACCAGCCUGGCGCCAGCCCCUUUGCGGAUACCCCUUACGCCCAGCCGCCUUACCAACGUUACCCGCUGGCCCACCAGCCGUCCUAUCCCAGCGCCUACGACCCUGGCUAUGAGCAAGGGUCGCCGAGAGUCUUCGAUGCCAUGGAUGAAGGUGUGCCGUAUCGUCGGGUGCCAACCAGCCUACUCCCGGAGGGCAGGGGGUACGCCCUAAUGCCCAGGACGAGAUACGACGAGUACAGGGAGAACGCCUACCCUUACAGACCCCAGGGCCAGUACCCCGGCCAGGAGAGGUACCACACACCCCAGCAGCCCCCAGCCUUCGACGGGCUCGAUCGGCGAUACAUGCACAGCCUGUACGAUGAGAGCAGGGGACAGCCCGUCCUGGCGCCGGACACUCAGCCCGCCCUCUCGCCGUCCGGCAUAAACCCCGGCCUUCAGUCCCCAGGCCCGUCCUCGGAUCUUGGCCACUUGGUGCCUAGGGUGAGCUCUGACGGAGCGGGCGCUGGAAUCUACCCGUUCAGCCGCAACGUGCCAGUGGACCCGUAUGCCUCGUCCCAUUACAGUGAACCGAAUGGUCCCACCACUGGUUUGGACCAACACGCCCAGCGACGAGUGGAUCCCAGUGGAGGGACCGAGCAGCUCAGACGCCAUAUUCCUCUCCCACGUAUGGCCCUGGGGAGCGUGUAUCGACCAGACCAGAACGGCAGAGGUUUGCCUGACUUGGUACCGGAUCCCCACUACGUCCAAGCAUCCACGUACGUGCAGAGGUCUCACUUGUAUUCCCUACGAUGUGCAGCGGAAGAGAAGUGUUUGGCAAGCUCUGCGUACGCUUCUGACGUCACGGAUUACGACAUCCGAGUCCUGCUGCGGUUCCCCCAGCGAGUGAAGAAUCAGGGGAUUGCUGACUUCCUCCCGAACAGACCUCGCCACUCCUGGGAGUGGCAUAGCUGCCACCAGCACUAUCACAGCAUGGAUGAGUUCAGUCACUAUGAUCUGCUGGAUGCGGCUACUGGAAGGAAAGUGGCUGAGGGACACAAAGCCAGUUUCUGCUUGGAGGAUACCACAUGUGAUUUUGGCCAUCUGAAGCGUUAUGCCUGUACGGCACACACUCAGGGUCUGAGUCCUGGUUGUUAUGAUACCUACAAUGCGGAUAUAGAUUGCCAAUGGAUUGAUAUCACAGACGUCCAGCCUGGGAAAUUCAUACUGAAGCUUCAAGUGAACCCCAACUAUCUUAUACAAGAAUCGGAUUUCACAAACAAUGUUAUCAGAUGCAAUAUCCACUACACAGGGCGAUACGUAGCCACGACAAAUUGUAAAAUAACACAGUCGUGAUCUACAAGGUUUCAAUUUCAAAACACGACACUGUAUAUCCUGAGCAAACAUCUGGUGCGUGUGGAACUUGAUCGUGCAGCAGCUGUGAUGUUUGGUAGCCGUCAUCGGGAGUUAACAGGACUUCAGUCAUAACCAAAGAAUCUGCCCGUGAAGCUACAGGAUAUUGAGCCAACAACUGCGAACAAUCCUUAACAUGGACUAGGCACCAGAUUAUUUCCAGUGAGGUUGUGUGGGCAUCUGAGAAAUGUUCUAUUAUAAUUCGCAACACUUGUAUGAAGUGAGCUUGACUUAUUAGCAAAAGAAUCACUGCAGUCACACUUUUAGCAGUGCCCUACUAUUCCACUAUUCAGUGCGAUCAUGACAGAACUUUUACAUCAAUUCCACUUUCUCUCCCUAUCUCUUUAUUUUCUUAGUUUCUAAAAAUCUGUCAAGGUCAAUUUUGACUACACUCAACGACUGAACAUCCUCAGUUCUUCAGGGUAGAUUGUUCCAAAGAUUCAUAACCAUCUGCAUGAAGACACUUUUCCUCAUCUCAUAUCUCAAUGGCUACCCUGUAUCGUUUUUUAAAAAUUCAGUCACAGGAUGAGGGCAUCGCUGACUAGGCCAGCAUGCAUUGCCCAUCCCUAAUUGCC